AUGAUUCAGCUUCAUGGGAAAGAAACUCUUAUAUUGAUGCCCCAACAACACAGUGUGGUCAAUACAAUGCCUAUUGCUGAUGGCUCAUUACAGUCUACACAGAGUCCAUCAACUACUUUAUUGACGAUGAAGAUGCCUGAAUUUACGGAUUCACAACGUUAUGAACUCAAUGAAGCAGCCGAGAUAUUGAAAAAUCCCCAUUUUCAGAAACAAGAAACCCACAUUUACUUACAUGGAUGGACUGAAUCACAAAAUUUUACUAAUAUUCAUACAAUUGUUGAUGCUUAUUUGAAGCGAAAGGAUAUCAAUCUCAUAACAGUUGAUUGGGCUAAAGCAGCUGCUCUUAUAAAUAUCGAAUUGAUAGCUCCCGUACUAGCUGAUUCGAUUUUAGAUUUAUAUAAAGCGGGUAUAGAUCGUAAGGACUUAAGGGUAAUAGGACAUUCUCUGGGUGGUCAACUUAGUGGAAUGACUGGUCGAAAUGUCCUAAAAAAGUCAAAUGACACAAUUCAAAUUUAUCGAAUUGAUCUCUUAGACCCAGCUUUGCCUCUAUUUACUCCAUUAUUAAUUCCAAACGUUGAUAAAAAUGAUGCAGAAUUUGUUCAAGUAAUUCACACUGAAUCUGGAUCUUUUAGUGCACCUUUGUCUUUAGGUCAUGUUGAUUUUUAUCCAAAUGGUGGAUUUGCCCAACCAGGAUGUUCCAAUAGAACUUUAUUUGAUAAUCCAAUUAGUUUGGAAGGUGUUUGUAGUCACCAAAGAUCUUGGCGUUUUUGGGCCGAAAGUGUUGAAAAUGUAAAUGGUACCAAUCAAACAUUUUUGGCAUUAUCAUUGUUUUCAAGGCCGGGCACAGAACCAAUUGAAAUGGGAAUCAAUUGUCCAAUUACUACAAAGGGGAGUUAUUUCCUAACAACCAACAGUGAAUAUCCGUUUGCAAAAGGAGAGGAUGGAUUAAUAAGAUUGUAA
Episyrphus balteatus (marmalade hoverfly) is the source of this 960-nucleotide messenger RNA. Its product is annotated as pancreatic triacylglycerol lipase-like. Lineage: Eukaryota; Metazoa; Arthropoda; Insecta; Diptera; Syrphidae. Gene Ontology annotation, molecular function: lipase activity. The coding region runs from base 1 to 960 and encodes 319 amino acids. The transcript has 7 exons. The record is from RefSeq and is a predicted model, not a curated record.